AUUGCUGAUUUGAUAAUGCUCUCAUAAUAUAUAUUCUUGUGUGGCAUCGUUCAAUACCAUCAUGAUUAUCAGAGUUUCUAUAUUGUCUCUUUUUGUUCUUAUAAGGCUGACCAUUUUCUGUCACGGACAUUUGAUGAAAAUAAGUGAUCAAAACAGAAGCAGCGAGAGGGAAACCUCAUCAGAAAACAUGCCUGCAAAAUUACACGAAAGUUCAACUGAUAUACAAACAAGCGAACUUUCAAUCACUUCACAAUUUCAUGGACAGUGGUUCCCGGAUGCACUUCCAAGAAAUAAUCUAUGGACAAAUCCAUUUUCAGUGCUUCAAACAACAAUUUCUUAUCCACAUUUGAAUUCAUCUAAAACUACUCCUCAAAUCUGUCAGUAUUGUUCCCUUGCUGAACUAUUCUACAAUGAUGCCUGCACUGAAUGGCCUGUAAAAAAAUUCAAAACAUCAAACAGACCCAAAGAACCUAGCUCAGAAGAAAUUUCCUAUCCAGGUGAAAAGUUUCCUAUUAAUAUAAACGUUUCAGAGGACCUAGAAGAGAGACAUGUUUUCGAUUAUUAUGGGAAAGUGUUCCGAAGACUGACGUGCCUAAACGGUUUUCAGUUUAAGGAUGAGUAUUGUGUUUAUGCGGAUAUCAAUUCCACUUUGAAUGUGAAAGCUACACUUAUCAUCAACCAAAAUCCUUUGAUUGGAAAGAGAAAAGAAUAUUCCAGAAAACAGUUAUUUAGAAUAGCUCAACUACUUUACAAAACAUUUUCCGUGUUUAAACUUUCUCGGAUUCUUCAUAUUGCUAUUUAUCAAAAUUUAUUAAACACAUCUGAGUUGAAU
Messenger RNA from Saccostrea cuccullata (small rock oyster), 832 nucleotides. RefSeq lists its product as uncharacterized. Lineage: Eukaryota; Metazoa; Mollusca; Bivalvia; Ostreida; Ostreidae. The record is from RefSeq and is a predicted model, not a curated record. The transcript has 3 exons. The annotation marks the transcript as partial.